AUGGAGCUGAGUUCCAUCAUGGAUGCAUUUGAUCGUGUUACAAAGAAGCAGAAAUCGUCAUCGUCAAAAUCUCGAGAAAUAAUUGAACAUAUUGGACAAGAAAUAGAACAAACUUUAUCUAGAAUACAAUCAAGUCAAGAUUCUGCAUCUGCAACUGAUCAUAAGUUGAUCCUUGGCGAGGUAAAAACCAAGUUGAAAGAGAUUGCUCCACUCAGCCAACUAGAAGGCGCACGCAAGGAACUGAACUGUGUGUUGAGCAAGUAUCCAAAGAUCAUCGAGAAAUCCUUCAAUUCUGAUAUAUCAAAGGCUUUUCGUAGUGUCGAUUUUGAUAUUCAUACUGUCAAUCAAAUAAUAGCCGGUCAUUUCUACCGGGAGGGUCAGUUUGAUAUUGGUGAUUUUUUCAUACACGAGUCCAGGGAACCAGAAGCUGCAGCUGAUAAAUCUCCUUUCUUGGAAAUGUAUGGGAUACUUGAAGCCAUGAAAUCCCAGAACCUGGAGCCUGCUCUGAAUUGGGCUGCCACCAACAAUGAACAACUUAAACGAAGUGGAUCUGACAUUGAAUUGAAGCUUCAUCGCCUUCAGUUUGUGGAGAUCUUGCAGAACAAUGGCCAAGAUGAAGCUCUGAAGUAUGCUAGAACAUUUUUUGCUCCUAAUGCUACCAGUCGUAUUGCUGAAAUUCAAAAGCUUAUGGCUUGUCUUUUAUGGGCUGGAAGACUCGACUCAUCUCCAUAUUCCGAAUUAUCAUCCCCCGUGCACUGGGACAAAUUGGCUGAGGAGUUCACCAGGCAGUUCUGCAACCUUAUUGGGCAAUCUUAUGAGAGUCCGUUGAGUGUGACAAUAUCAGCUGGAGCUCAGGGGUUGCCAACUCUUCUAAAGCUGAUGAAUGUGAUGACUAACAUAAAGCAUGAAUGGCAAUCCAUGAAACAAUUACCCGUGCCCCUGGAUUUGGAUAGAGAAUUCCAGUUCCAUUCGAUGUUUGUCUGUCCAGAGAGCCGGGAUAUGGCAAGUGAAGAGAACCCCCCUAUGCUGAUGUCAUGCGGACAUGUACUGUGUAAGCAAUCUAUUACAAAGCUGUCCAAAAAUAAUAGCAAACGGCCUUUCAAGUGUCCUUACUGUCCCUCUGAGGUCGAAGCAGGUCAGUGCUGGCAGUUGUAUUUCUGA
Fraxinus pennsylvanica is the source of this 1161-nucleotide messenger RNA. NCBI's taxonomy places the organism in Eukaryota, Viridiplantae, Streptophyta, Magnoliopsida, Lamiales, Oleaceae. The record is from the annotation of a GenBank genome assembly.